This is a messenger RNA of Eimeria acervulina, 1758 nucleotides long. RefSeq lists its product as hypothetical. Lineage: Eukaryota; Apicomplexa; Conoidasida; Eucoccidiorida; Eimeriidae. The record is from RefSeq and is a predicted model, not a curated record. The transcript has 5 exons. The coding region runs from base 1 to 1758 and encodes 585 amino acids.
AUGUCGGAGAGUGCCAGCGAAUCGGUUGGCUCUCAGCAGCAGCAAAAGAGGCUAGAGCAGCAGCAGCAACAACAACAACAGCAGCAGCACCACCAAGAGGCGACCCACCUGCAGCAGCACCACCUGCAGCAGCAGCAUUUACAGCAGCAUCAUUUGCAGCAGCAGCAUUUGCAGCAGCAGCAACUGCUGCAGCAGCAGCAGCAACUUGAUCCUUCGCGUGCUGCUGGAGUUUCGUUUACCUGCAGCCACCCGGUGAAUCGCAGCAGCAGCAGCAGCAGCGGCGGCAGCAACAGCAACACUGCAGCAGCAGCUGCAACCGACGCAGCAGCAAAUGCAGCAGCAGUAGCAGCAGCAGCAGCAGGAGCAGAAGCUGCUGCUGCAGCAGGACCUGGUUCGGGUGUAUGCAGUUUGGGUGGUGGGAACUGCUUAUUGAAUAGUUCGCUUCAGCAGCAGCAAGUGCAGCAGCAACAAGUGCAGCAGCAGCAAGUGCAGCAAGUGCAACAGCAGCAAGUGCAGCAGCAGCAAGUGCAGCAGCAGCAGCACAUUGCUUCUUCUUCUGUUGCAGCAACUGAAGGGUCGCCCCCUAGCAGCCCUCGCUCUACUUUCUCUUCUGUGCAUUCAUACGGUGUUGAAUUGUUCUCUCCAGGUGUAGUUGCUGCUGCUGCUGCAGGUGGUUUAGACGGUAGCUGCAGCAGCAGGAGCUGCAGCAGCUGCAGCAGUUGCAGCAGCAGCAGCAGUUGUGUACGUGGUGGUGUACCAUUAGGAGCUGCAGCGGUAGCAGCAGCAGCAGCAGCAGCAGAAGCAGCAGCAGCAGCAGCAGCAGCAGGUGCAGCAUCAGGCACAUCAUCAUCAUCAGCAGCAGCAGCAGCAGAUGAUGAAUGCAUGCAUGAAGUUGCUGUCUCUCUUCCUGAGCUUUCUUUCUCUUGUGCACACUUCGUCGCAUAUAAACAUUAUCGAGAGAAGCUGCAUGGACAUAACUAUACAGUAGCAGCAAAACUUAUCGGCAGCUUAAACCCUGAUGGUUAUGUUCUUGACUUCUCAGAAGUUAAGAGAGCUCUUCGUGAUGUCUGCAAGUGUCUGCCGAUAGUGCAUUCGACAGCUGAAGAGUUGAGUGCGUACAUUUGGAAUUGUUUGGUUGACAACUUAACAGAAACCCUUUUAAAGAAGAGAGGGAUCAGGUGUUUGGAGGUGACGGUCUCCGAGAAGGCGACGCAAGCUGCGGAAGAAGUGCUGCUCUUUCCCCUUCUUCUGGGCGUCCCUCUAUGGCAGCAGCAGCAGCAGCAGCAGCAGCAGCAGCAGCAGAAUCAGCAGCAGAAGAAUCAUCUUCCUCCUCCUCCUCCUCUGCAGCAGCAGCAGCAGCAGGAGGAGCAGCAGGAGCAACAACAACAGCAGCAACAGGAGCAGCACCAGAAUCAUCAGGAGCAGCGGAAGCAGCAGAAGCAGGAGGAGCAGCAGCAGCAGCAGCAACAGCAGCAGCAGCAACAGCAGCAGCAGGAGGAGGAGAGACUUAUUGUCUUCCUUCUGUUACAAUAUCCUGCAGACAUGUCUUUGGCUAAGAUGACGACAUCAGGAAGAAGUGCUGCUCUUUCCCCUUCUUCUGGGCGUCCCUCUAUGGCAGCAGCAGCAGCAGCAGCAGCAGCAGCAGCAGCAGAAUCAGCAGCAGAAGAAUCAUCUUCCUCCUCCUCCUCCUCUGCAGCAGCAGCAGCAGCAGGAGGAGCAGCAGGAGCAACAACAACAGCAGCAACAGCAACAGCAUAA